AGUGCGGUCCGUCGUAGCAUUAUAUGCGAGGAAGAAGGAGCGGAGAGAGAAGAAAGAAGCAAAAUGAAAAGAGCCUACCUAUAGCCUGCUGAUGCUAUACAGGAAGGCAUAAUAUGGGGUGUCCCGAUGCUGACUCUGAGGCUCUGGAGGGGUCUGUCCCCGGAACGAGUUGGGAAUUGGUAUAAUGAUUGGAUUCUCAAGUGAAUCUCUGGUCAUUCACACCCAUGGUAGGCUUCCCAACUCGACGGUUCUAUUGACAUCAUGGAGUCCUUCCAACUGGGAUUUUACACCAUCACCAUUCUGGCCGCCUGCAAAGUCAUCUUAAUUGCCCUUGAAAUAUUCUUCAAUAUACGAAAGCCUAAAGCCAUUUUUCUCGUUGUUUCUGGCUGUGUUUCUGCAUUUUUAGCCCUCGUACUUGGCUGUGUGUCGUUCGUAGGACUACGAGCAAGGGUAGCGGAAGAGCCUAGGCAAUGUGAAAAUGCAGAUGCUGAUAUUGUAGGCGAUGGCGUCCGGGCGGCGGCAUGGACACAAGUGGGAAUCCUAUUUUUUAUAACUUUUACAGGAAUAUUUCACUUUUACAAAACGGCAGUGAAAGAGAUUGGUGGAGGGUUAAUUGUUACACAUGUGUCUUUGGCCAUUGCCCUUCUGGUCCCUUUAGCUCGCCACGAGUUAUCUCCCAUCGACGCAAUUCUAGGGUCCUUAAUUCUAGAUGCCCAAGGAAACUCACUUUCUAUCCAAUUGGUAACGAAGGAGACACUAGCCGCUCGAUGGCAAGUGGCAAUCGCUCUGAUUUCUCAACUUCUAGGGCUACUUAUAGAAGGCACCCUCGUUGGCUUCUUCACCACAAAUCGACUCCCGACCAAAAGCUGUAAUUGCUUUUCUGUAUUCUGGUGGACAUGGUUCAGCAACUGCUCAUCUGUCUCUCCCAAUCACGUCGAGCCUUAUUGGAUUUACUUUGGAUAUCGGUUUAUCAACAUCCUUCAUGGAUCUUACUUCGCCAUAACCCGUACCACUAUCUACGAUGAUGCCGAUAAAUGGGAUAGAGAAAACCCCUGUGACCCUUGUGAUAACUGCCGCACGGGGGAGCCGAGCACCCUUUGCAAGUGUCAUCCUUGCGAGAGAUGUCUGUAUUGCAAAGUGUGCAAGAGGAAGGCUCGUUGCCAUCCGCAUCAGCCGGUCGCUCCAACCCAGAAUGCUUCCCAUAACGCCAUAGUCCUACUGCAUAUGGACACUUGUACAGGUUGUUAUAGAUGUAAAAAGUGUGGACAUAGCAAUCUCGAUGCGGACACCUCAGUGCUACUAUCUGGCGAGCGAUUUUCCGAAGCUACAAUGACUGUCAGCUCGAAUUUCUUGGAAAAUAGUGUCUUAGCACUAAUAAGUAUGGUUUCGGCGGAGGUUACGAUGAGCAUGAACAUGGUACAGAAGACAUCUCCAUUAUAUGCCGUCGGACAAGUCACAUCAUUGGUUAUUGCUGUUGGAACGACUGUCCGAGCACUCUGGGUAUUUCUGUACAUGUUUGAUUCGAAAUCUCACUCAGCAUACGUCAAAUAGAAUACAGGUACCUACCGUUUUGUAUAUAUUUGUCUCGAGCGAAUAAAGGGGGUAGCGAGACGAUAAGAUAGCCUGCGCCAUUACGAAGAUCGCCUGGAAAUCAUCUACGUGACGACAGAAUUCUCUAACAAGCACAUAAGGAGGCCACCAAAACGAUCGAAUAAAAAAUCUCUGGAUCAGAAAAAAGAUACCCGAAGUGUUUACUACACAGGUCAUUAUUACAUCUAGCACCGGUGG
Messenger RNA from Annulohypoxylon maeteangense, 1788 nucleotides. RefSeq lists its product as uncharacterized. NCBI's taxonomy places the organism in Eukaryota, Fungi, Ascomycota, Sordariomycetes, Xylariales, Hypoxylaceae. The coding region runs from base 262 to 1551 and encodes 429 amino acids. The transcript is spliced from 2 exons. The record is from RefSeq and is a predicted model, not a curated record.